This is a messenger RNA of Zophobas morio, 2316 nucleotides long. RefSeq lists its product as uncharacterized. Lineage: Eukaryota; Metazoa; Arthropoda; Insecta; Coleoptera; Tenebrionidae. The transcript is spliced from 24 exons. The coding region runs from base 1357 to 2316 and encodes 319 amino acids. Gene Ontology annotation, molecular function: kinase activity; ATP binding. The record is from RefSeq and is a predicted model, not a curated record.
AACAUUUGAAUAACUAUUUCUCUCUAGUUAAUCUGAACUAUUAAAUAGCUUGGCAUGCGUAAAUCCUAGCGUCAACAUUGGGGCCACUAUUUCUUUAGAACUUCUAGGUUUGCUCAUAGGCUUAACUUUCAUUGCCAUUUUUUAAGCUUCAAUUUUCUUGUCCAGUGAAAGUGGUGCUUUAGCUUCUUCUUCUGAACAGUUCAACUCUUGUAAAUCCAUGUCUGCCGCGAAAACACAAUUAUCCGAGCCAAUUAAGUUAAAGCGCACAUAGCUAACAAUUGAAAACUGCAAACUCUACCUGAAAAGGCCCUUAAACAGCUUAAGAAGUUGAAAAAAAUUAAAACCUUAAAACUUUGAGUGAAGCUACUUUGGACAACUCAAAAGAUUACUAUAAUUAUUAAUGUUCGUUACUUUAAUACGUACAUUGAAGGUUAAAAUGCUAUUGAAUCAAAGUUUCGGAGAAUACUUAUAUGACCAGCUCUUCUUGGUUAAGAACGAUUUCUUGUUAGAUUUAAUUGAGCGCAUUAGUACGGCUUACAUUUAUCGCCUUCAUCUUUUAUUUUCCCAAAGUUUGGCGGAAAAAAAGUUAAAGCCUGACAAUCAAUUACUUUGCAAAGGAAAUGUGCAUUCCAUUUAUAUUCUAAAAUAUGUUAUAAAUUCUUGCGGAAAAAUUUUAAAAGAGAAUGAAGUUAAUAAAAGGAGCACGGACUUAAAGACGGCUAACAUUUACUACCAAACUUAUAAGGACUUUAGCGAUGAAUCUAAUUAUGAAGUUAAGGAUUUCAUUAACUAUAACAUGAUUAAACUAGAAAAGUUGCUCGUUGGAUUAAAAGAGAAACCUAUUAAAAAAAUCGGACAAUUCAUUUUUCUUUUUACGGUCAUCAUUAAGUGUUCUUUUAAUAUAUACUGUUCAUUUUUUUGGAAUGACUAUACAUCUUUUGAGCAACUAAACAAACAUAUUCGUGAUCUGCACAAGCAGUUUGUGAAAACUUGCGUUUCAGAUCCCGAGUCAACCGCUUCUGAACAAACAGAAAAAUUAAGAUUCUAUGAUUUAAAGCAUGAAGUAAUUCAAUAGCUUGUACAUAUAUUUCCAUCUUUUUUUAAUAUUUAUGUUACCCCUAAAUUACUUUUUAAAUUUUAAAUUAUUAAAAAUUGGUAUGCUCUCCACCAAUUAAACUUUGGAGAAGAGCUGUCGCGCUUGUUCGCGAGAAAUCACUUACAAAGGAAUUGACGGCUAAACGCGAGUUUGCGACGCUUAUUGAAAAGCUGAGAGCGUUAGGCUACGUAGGGGCAAGUACAUGUGACUUGGCUAACUAUGACACGUGCGAUCUGCCCGACCAGCCCCGAAUAAUAUUUAUGGGAGGCGGUAUGGCUAGCGGCAAAAGUUCAAUUGCUGGUAAAGUAACGGAAACGGAUUGGUGGGAAAAGCAUAAUAACUGUGUUGUUUUUAUUAACGCCGAUCGAAUAAAAGCUGUUGAUCCUGUUUUUCAAGCUUUGAAGGAAGAAGUUAGCGAAUAUGCCAGUGAACUUGUGCAUUCCUAUUCCGUUAAAGCUUCUGAGGAGCUUUUUUUAACAGCUUUAAAAAAAAGACGCCAUAUUAUAUUCGACGGGACGCUUUCGUGGGCUCCUUACGUCUCGCAAACAAUCGAAAUGCUCAGAGAUAACAAGCAUAUAUAUAAAAGAGGUCCAGGGUACUUAUUGAACAGCAACAAAAAUGGCACUAACUUUUUAAAAGAAAAAUAUUGGGAUAUUGAAAGUGCUUGCGAAAAACCUUUAAGGCCAUAUUGUAUCGAUCUUAUUGGGGUGACCAGCAGCGUUUCUAUAGCGCUCACCCGCGGAUUGGUCCGGAGAUUCGUUACUGGACGUGGGGUGCCUAUAGAGGACCAGGUGACUUCGCAUCGGCUUUUUAGUGAAGCUUUCCCUCGUUAUUUUCACCUUUUUGAUGUUAUCUCCUUAUAUGAUAAUAACAGAAGCGACCUCCUUUUAACCGACACUCCGGUUGGUCCCGAACUUAUUUUUGAAAGGAAAAAUAAUGAAAUAGUUUAUAUAAAUAUAAAAAAAUACAAAAAGUUUUUGAAAAUCAAAAAUAUUUGCACAAGGGACUUUACUGCUGCUGUUCCGGCGAAUGAAGUAGAAGAAUUGAAGAAACAAACUUUUUUACUUUCCAGCACAAGAACUCUUAACUUACUCAGGACGCUCAACUCACUUGACGUCGCGAUUGCUGAAUUCAAGGGCGCUUUGACGUACAACACCGCCACGAGAACAAGCAAGGUUAAUAUAUCGGAUGAUAACGGUAACGGCCGCGUCUCCUCCUGA